Colletotrichum chrysophilum is the source of this 465-nucleotide messenger RNA. RefSeq lists its product as uncharacterized. The record is from RefSeq and is a predicted model, not a curated record. NCBI's taxonomy places the organism in Eukaryota, Fungi, Ascomycota, Sordariomycetes, Glomerellales, Glomerellaceae. The coding region runs from base 1 to 465 and encodes 154 amino acids. The transcript is spliced from 3 exons.
AUGGAGAAGAACAACGUGAAGCGGAUAUCUAUUAAUAAUCCACGGAGUCCCUCCGAUGUCGCCCGUCCCGUCUUCGCCGAUGGCCGUCGGCCACCGCCGCAUUAUGGAAGUCUCGUCCGGCUGACAACGGCGCCGCUCUCAGAUCCGGUGUUCCCGCACAUUCCCUGCGAGUUUCGGGAGAGCGACUUCAAACGGCCGCCCGUGUCACGUGAGUAUGUUGCGGCACUGGAGUCUCGCAUCGCCUCGCUUGAGGGCUUCUUAGCUCGGCUCAAGGAGGCUAGCAACGAUGAGCGAAACCAGAUUUUGGACGAAGUUGAGAUCAAAGACUACGUGCCGUCUUUCUCUAGCUUGCCCUUGGAGGACGAAGCAGCGUUGAGUGAGGCUUUGACCAAGGCGACCUUGCAAGAGACUUUGGAUGGUGAGGUUCUUAAGAAGAGAGUGGAUGUAAUAUGUUCUGGUGACUGA